AUUAAGUGGGUCAGAUCUCUUUCUCUCUCCUCUCUUUUUCUCUUUCUCCUACUCUUUCCUUACCCAAGCUUCUGUGGCGGAUAAACGGUGAAAUUUCUUCUCCCUAAUCCAAACCCGGAGAAGAAACUUGUGGAGUUAUAAGAAUUUCUGGUGAAUAAAAUCAUUUUCUUUUUAUUAAUUUUCUAAGCGCCAGUAUUACAUGUUGAUAGUUUCUGGAUGGAAGAAGAUGGUGAGUUUCGACGUUGGGAUGAGUUAAUCCCAGACGCUCUCGGUUUAAUCUUUAGCCACUUACCUCUUCAAGAGAUCCUAACAGUGGUGCCUAGGGUUUGCAAAGCAUGGAACAGAGCUGUAACUGGACCUUACUGCUGGCAAGAGAUAGAUAUCGAGCUAUGGAGUAACCGUUGCCACCAGUCCGAUCAUCUCGAUCGAAUGCUUCAGAUGUUGAUCCUCAGGAGCUCUGGCUCUUUGCGCAAACUCUCUGUCACUGGCCUUCAAAAUGACUCUAUCUUCUCCUUCAUUGCACAACAUGCUGGUUCGCUUAAAACCUUGAAGGUGCCGAGAAGUAGUCUGAGCAAUUCAGGUGUUGUCAACGUAGCUGAAAAGCUUUCAUCUCUCACAUUCUUGGACUUGAGCUACUGCUGCAAACUCGGCCCAGAGGCGAUACAAGCCAUAGGCAAACACUGUAAAGCCCUGAUAGAGUUCUCCAGAAACAUGCACCCGUUGGACGUAGCGAGCGUCGACUCUCACGACGAUGAAGCGUAUGCGAUCGCCAGCACGAUGCCGAGGCUGAAGCGGUUAGAGAUCGCGUACCACCGAGUCAGCACAGAAGGAGUGCUCAAAAUCUUAUCUUCCUGCAUUUUUCUUGAGUUCUUGGAACUUAGAGGCUGUUGGGACGUGCAACUUGAUAACAAGUUCUUCAAGGAGAAGUUUCCAGAUAUGAAAGUGUUGGGUCCACGCGUGAUUGGAUUCUACGAUAUGAUAAACGAUUGGGAGGAUUGCUGCUCGGAUUAUUUCUCUGAUGGGUCUGAUUACUUGGCUUGGGAGUUUCUUGAGGAUGGUGAGAUGGGAGAGUUCUAUGAAGAUGAGUUUGAGCAUGGUUGGGACGAUAAUUUCUAUGCGGAUAGUGUGAAUAUAGACAUGGAACCACAUAUUUGGCCGCCAUCUCCAUGAACCAGGUCUUGUUAUGGUCGAGAGCUCUGCCUGAAAGUUGCUUCUAGGAAUGGUAUUAGCCUAGCCUCUUAUGUGCUUUUGCUCUCUAUGUAUGGGUGCUUGAAACUUGUUUGGAUUCUUUGUGUUUUUCUAAUCUAAACCGGGCCAGUGUUCUUGCCUUUUAUGUUUCUCUUUUAUUCAUAUAUUAUAUUUUAUAUAUAGAUAUUUUUAUA
This is a messenger RNA of Raphanus sativus (radish), 1382 nucleotides long. RefSeq names its product F-box protein FBW2. Lineage: Eukaryota; Viridiplantae; Streptophyta; Magnoliopsida; Brassicales; Brassicaceae. Gene Ontology annotation, molecular function: protein binding. The transcript has 3 exons. Bases 217 to 1170 code for a protein of 317 amino acids. The record is from RefSeq and is a predicted model, not a curated record.